AUCUGUGCCAGCCUCUGCCUGCUGACCAUCAGCACCAAGUCGAGGUCGUUGUCUUUGAUAGUGGAGGAAUGGAUUGGAAACAUUACGACUGGUCAAAGGUCACGACAAUUGUUGCCUUUGGAAAGUAUGACCGUGAGCUAUUGUGUCAUGCUCAUGCAAAUAAUGUUCGAGUUGUCCUGAAAGCAACUAUAUCGCAGCAGAACCUGAUAAACAGAAAGAAGCGAGCAAAGUGGAUCAAAGAAAAAGUGCUGCGAGCAAGAAAGCGUUUUAUGGAUGGCAUCAACUUGGAAAUGUGGGAUGUCCUGAAACCUGGAUCUGAAAAUUAUCACGCAUUGCCCCACUUGGUUCAGGAAACUGCACACAUCUUCCAUCGGGAAAUACCAGGAUCUCAGGUCACAUUUAACGUACCUUGGUCUCCUCAUUGUAAAACUGGUCGAUGUUUUGAUUACACAGCAAUUGCGAAUGCCUGUGACUUCUUAUUUGUGAUGUCAUUUGACAUAGAACGUAGAACGCUAGGUGAUUGUCUUGCAAAGCCAAAUGCACCCUAUAACAAGACAUUAGCAGGUCUCUCAGCUUAUAUCAAUCUAGGUAUUGAUUCCAAGAAACUCAUAAUGGGAGUUCCAUGGUAUGGUUAUGACUAUACUUGCCAACACCUGCCAAAAUCACUUAGUGGCAGAUACCACGAGGUUUGGUAUGACGAUCCAGAUAGCAUUUCAUUGAAAUCAUCUAUUGUGAAGAAAUUAAAAAUUCGUGGCAUUGGUGUAUGGAUUGGAAAUUUCCUAAACUACGGUGCAAACCCCACAGCAGCAGCACAGACAAAAGAGAUGUGGCAUGCCCUAAUUUCCAAAUGA
Molecule: messenger RNA, 851 nt
Organism: Hemiscyllium ocellatum (epaulette shark)
Lineage: Eukaryota; Metazoa; Chordata; Chondrichthyes; Orectolobiformes; Hemiscylliidae
Product: di-N-acetylchitobiase-like
Exons: 7
Coding region: 69-851 (260 amino acids)
Biological process (GO): chitin catabolic process; carbohydrate metabolic process
Cellular component (GO): extracellular region
Molecular function (GO): chitin binding; chitinase activity
Source: RefSeq, a predicted model, not a curated record